This is a messenger RNA of Necator americanus (New World hookworm), 2955 nucleotides long. RefSeq lists its product as uncharacterized. The record is from RefSeq and is a predicted model, not a curated record. The coding region runs from base 1 to 2955 and encodes 984 amino acids. NCBI's taxonomy places the organism in Eukaryota, Metazoa, Nematoda, Chromadorea, Rhabditida, Ancylostomatidae. The transcript has 3 exons.
AUGGUCAACUCUAAUGCGUCGUGGAUUUGUUACAGCAUGCAUAUUCGGUCCUUGAAAAAAAUGCCUUUACGGUUAGAUAUACUUGAUGAAUAUCUCCCCUCACUUUAUGCUUUGAGAAUGCGCCCUGCAAGGUCUGGCUCAGAUCCACCGCUCAGAUCUCGUUUUGUUACAAUUAUUCUGCCAACGCGCUCGACCGCCUGCGUCCUGCGUCGCACCAGUUCCGAAGGGAGCGGUAUGGCAUCAACUGUAAACUUGGAAGAGGAGACCGGUGUCAUAAAGUCGGGUCCAGUCAUCGCUGGCUUCGCCCCAAUCAAGUCAAGGAAGUGCUACUACGCGGUCCUCUGUGAGCGUGCUUUGGAAUUACACGAGAGCGAGAAAACGUAUCGAAAGCGUAAGUCGGCUCGACAUCUCAUAGAUCUGUCCACGGCCUUCAAUGUUCACAACGAACACUUUGAUCCAAAGCUCAAGCGAUGUGUCUGCGUUAUGGGUCCCGAUGAAACACUGUGUCUGAAAGUAGACGAUGGCGGAAAAAAUGGUGAGGACGGCCGUCAAAAUACUGAGUGGUACAACGCCAUAAUGUCGGCUCUUAUCCCCUCGAGAGCCCUUCGUUUAGGAAGGCCGGUACAGCCGUUGGAGUUUUUCGAGUGUGCCUGGGACGUUGACGUAGCUAGUAUGCCGAAACUGAAAAGACCUCCUCGCACAGAGGAAUCGUUGCAAAACAUUUGCGUUCGUCUUCCGGAAAUAGCAGGUCCUAAACGGUUAUGUUUCUACGCUCACACCAUCAUACUCUGCAAACGUCGUAUUGAACCUGCUAUUAAUGGUCUGCCAUCAUCAGGAAUUCCCCCCUUUCGCGUAGACGAAUUCACUGAGAUUCCGCGCAAAUGUGUCGCAUUUUUUGGCUGUCAGGAACGAUUUUUCCUGAUGCGGCUAGGAAGAGGCGCCCCCUCAGGGGCGAGUGAAUUGUGGGCUCAGUGUGACAGUGAGGAGGUCGCUCUUGACAUUCACAAUAAACUGAACGCUAUCAUUGAAAGGGAGUCUGAGAAAGAAAGGAAAAUGAACAAUGGUGUCGUGAAACCUCUUGGAUUGUUGACGCUUCGUUCCCAUCAAGGACACCACCGCGAACGAUGCCACACACAACCGCAAAGGCAGCGAGCAACCUCUUUCCUCAGUGGACGUGUUGCUACGUCCACUUAUUCGACGAAUAGCCCCAUCAGCGGUAAACCGUCGACACCUUCAACUCAAACCACCUCAACCCUAGGAUCUCGGGCGUACAGUAUUUCUUAUGGUUCCCAGGCAGCAUCGAAAAACCAGCCGCCCCUUCUCAACACUCUCAUGAGUGUUUUUCCACGUCAGCCUUCUCAAGAAGACUGUGGAGUUUAUCAGGCUAUGGUAGCGCCCAAAAAUUCAUGUACAACUCCAUCAACUUCGACAGCUAAUGAAACUUCUACGGAUAACGUUGAUGCCAUCAGUACUGCGAAACCAAAGGAUCAGGUUCUUGAUGAAGCCCAGAGCUCUCACCAGUUAUCUUCUGCUACACACCAUCCCAUAUCUGGAGAACUGACACCUACUCCAGAUCUCCACAGAACUUCAACCACCUUUGACGACGGCUACACCCCAAUGCAUGCAGCAGAAUGGACAUCUGCUGGAAGUAACAGCCAUCUGAUUAUGCCAAUGUUUGAUCGUUACAAGCUGGAAGAAGUUCGCUCCUAUGUGUCCGAUAGUAGUGACUACUGCAGUUCGGCUGGCGCUGCAAAUUGUAGCACCGAUUUACAAAGCCCAGCAAACCCACCUCGUGCCUAUUCUUUCGCUGGUCGUUGUAAUCUUCGUCCUGGAGCCAACGCGGGCCUUGCUGAGAGCGCAGAUGCACGCACUGAAAACACCGAAAACGCUGGGGGAGGACUUCUUCAGCCAGUCGAGGAUCCUCGAAAACGGGCAUUUUCUCUUGGAAGCAAGACGCUUUUUCAACGACCGUUUCGCAAAAUCUCACAGCACACCUCUAGACAACAGCGCGUCUCACAGACGUCUGUCUCCAGUGUAUCACUUGCUUCUUCUGAAUUUUCCUCGUCUUUCGGACCGUCUUCUAGCGCAAACCAUUUGUCAGCAGUGAACUGUGCCGAUAAGGAUGAUUACUCGCGAAAUCGCUCUGGAAGUUUCGGAUCAGGUCGCAGCACCCCACACCAUCGUAAAGGUGGAUCGUCAGCGGGGCAGCGUGAUGGAGCUGACCACUUCGUCGAAAUGGAUUUUGGUAACGACAUCAGACGGUCUGGAAGCGGCUCCGUUGUUAGCGUGGAUAGUCCCAGCAACUGUAUAAGGUCUCGCACGUCUUCCUUUGGAUGCGCUAUCCGGAAAGAUACGGAAGUCUUCUCCUACCCUGCUGACCUGUCGGAAGCUGAGCUGACACCCAGCCAAAUCGUUCUUGAACAAGCUCGGCAGAACAGUAUUGACGAAUCAUGCGACUACGUGAUCCCGGUAGCUCCGGAUUUGGAGGCUGUGAAAAGCGCAUUAAGCGAAGCCGCGAACGACCAUCCACAUUUACUUGGCUUUCCCACUCGAAUUGAUCCGAAAUCGAUCGACAUGCAUAGUUCGCAGCAUUUCGAAACUAUAGUGGAAAGUACUUCGUUGAAAUCCUCACCAUGUUCAUCGCAGAGUUCCAUAACGAUGGAUCUGAACAAGGAUACGAGUAAGGAAGAGGACUACAUCACUUGUAUUGGACAGAAAUGUGAAGUUUUAUCUGAAAAUCCAUCUUUCGUACCUUAUUGUGCUCGGACAAAUCGACCAGCGUCCAGUCCUGGUGCAAAGGAAGUUGCUCCCAAAGCAACAACGCUCUUGCCUCAGUUGACGAGUGUACCACCAACUCUUUCUAAGUCAGGGAUUGUUUUCUCCCAUAAUUUCGAGGCAGGAAAGCCACUACUCGAGUAUGCGUCAAUUAAACCUGUCCGAGCUAUGUCGUAUUGA